Fomitopsis serialis is the source of this 1040-nucleotide messenger RNA. RefSeq names its product S-adenosyl-L-methionine-dependent methyltransferase. Lineage: Eukaryota; Fungi; Basidiomycota; Agaricomycetes; Polyporales; Fomitopsidaceae. The transcript has 2 exons. The coding region runs from base 152 to 931 and encodes 259 amino acids. The record is from RefSeq and is a predicted model, not a curated record.
GCGGCGCUGGCUGGGGCACGUGCCGACUCUCCCUGGCGCGCAGCCCAUGGACGGCGCCUUGCAAAACAUCAGGCAGCAUGCAUUCCCACUCAAUCUUCGCAGAGUCGUUUCCCACCAAUUGUCCUUCACUUGCUGAGCCUCGUCGACUACGAUGAGAUUGUCCGCAGCGCUGGCUGUUCUGUCCGAGUUGAAGCUCUGCCUACAACUUGGCUUUGUUCCGACUCUUCGCGCGAUCCUACGAUCGCCCACCUUGCUUCUUCGCCCACACGGAAUCUCGCGAAUCUUCAUGGUGCACGUCUGGAGCGCAUACGGAGACGGCGUGGACACGAAUUCGCGCUCCGUGAAAGAAGGCCUCAUACCUGCGAAUGCGCAGGGUGUGGUAUUGGACGUUGGUGCCGGUUAUGGCCACACGGCGAAGUACCUUGACCACAAGGUCACAAAAUACAUCGCCCUUGAGCCGAACGAGCUCAUGCAUGGUGAAAUUCGCAAGCGCGCUAACGCCGCUGGCUUCACCGAGGCCGACGGGACCCUCGUCGUCCUACCAUACGGUGUGGAAGAUGUGGCCACCAUUAUGUCCGCCCUAGGAGAGCCGCAGUCGGUCGAUACCAUCAUCUCCAUCCUCUCAUUCUGCUCAGUGCCGAACCCGAAGCAGAACAUACGGACCCUUGUCGAACUUCUGCUGAGACCCGGGGGGCAGCUGCUGUUCUACGAGCACGUCCUCAGUCCGAGAGCGGACGUUGGGUGGUGGCAGCACUUCUGGACGCCUCUGUGGAGAUGUGCGAUGGACGGGUGCUGCCUGGACCGUCCAACACACGAGUGGAUCAAACAAAUGGAUGGCUGGAGUAAAGGCGAGUUGUGGGGUCUGCCUGAAGAAAGUGAAGAACAUCUGUGGUGGCACCGUGUAGGAAGAUUUGUGAAGGCUGGGCGGUAAUGACGGUAUACGUAUACCGACCUGGCUAUGUUAUUGACUGUUCAUGAUCUGGGUCUUUGCAUCAUUAGUAUGUCAGUGGAAGCGACAUGUCAAUGUGACAGCUGACCGU